AUGAGUUGUCAUGCAUGCACACUCAGUCGUGUCCAACUCUGUGACUGUAGCUCGCCAGGCUCCUCUGUCUCUGGGAUCCUCCAGGCAAGAAUACUGGAGUUGCCAUGCCCUCCUCCAGGGGAUCUUCCUGACUCAGGGAUUGAACUUGCAUCUCCUGCAUUGGCAGGUGGGUUCUUUACCACUGAGCCACUUGGGAAGCCCCAGCAUGAGCUGUCAGUGGAAAGUAAAUUGGGGGGUGGGGGUGGGGGGGCAGGGAAUGACAGGAAUGAUUUUCAUGAGGACCAGGAUAUUUGCAUGACCUCGUUUACUUCCUGUUUACUCCAAUGA
Molecule: messenger RNA, 327 nt
Organism: Rangifer tarandus platyrhynchus (Svalbard reindeer)
Lineage: Eukaryota; Metazoa; Chordata; Mammalia; Artiodactyla; Cervidae
Source: the annotation of a GenBank genome assembly